Messenger RNA from Rattus norvegicus (Norway rat), 493 nucleotides. It is a transcript of the gene Rpl36, whose product is annotated as ribosomal protein L36. The record is from RefSeq and is a predicted model, not a curated record. Gene Ontology annotation, molecular function: structural constituent of ribosome. Gene Ontology annotation, cellular component: ribosome; cytoplasm; cytosol. Lineage: Eukaryota; Metazoa; Chordata; Mammalia; Rodentia; Muridae. Gene Ontology annotation, biological process: translation.
GGGAAGUGUAGUCUGGAGGAACGACAGACAAGAGCCCUGGUAAGAUUCCCCCGCGCCCGCGCGGAGAAUUGAGUCCCUGAGAUGAAGGAAACCUAAGUGAUGGUUACCACGGCAACGCGAAGGCUGGAUUGUUCUAGAAAACCAUGGCCCUGCGCUACCCCAUGGCCGUGGGCCUCAACAAAGGCCACAAAGUGACGAAAAACGUCAGCAAGCCGAGACACAGCCGCCGCCGCGGGCGCCUCACCAAGCACACCAAGUUCGUGCGAGAUAUGAUCCGGGAGGUGUGCGGCUUCGCGCCCUACGAGCGGCGUGCCAUGGAGCUGCUCAAGGUGUCCAAGGACAAGCGAGCACUCAAGUUUAUCAAGAAGAGGGUGGGCACGCACAUCCGCGCCAAGAGAAAGAGGGAGGAGCUGAGCAACGUGCUGGCAGCCAUGCGGAAGGCGGCGGCCAAGAAGGAUUGAUGACCCCUCCCCCAAUAAAAGAUGGUUCUUAA